Anarrhichthys ocellatus (wolf-eel) is the source of this 2239-nucleotide messenger RNA. RefSeq names its product SIM bHLH transcription factor 2 (gene sim2). Gene Ontology annotation, molecular function: protein dimerization activity; RNA polymerase II transcription regulatory region sequence-specific DNA binding; DNA-binding transcription factor activity, RNA polymerase II-specific. The coding region runs from base 1 to 2229 and encodes 742 amino acids. Gene Ontology annotation, biological process: regulation of transcription by RNA polymerase II. The record is from RefSeq and is a predicted model, not a curated record. The transcript is spliced from 11 exons. NCBI's taxonomy places the organism in Eukaryota, Metazoa, Chordata, Actinopteri, Perciformes, Anarhichadidae.
AUGAAGGAAAAAUGCAAGAACGCGGCGAAGACGCGGCGGGAGAAAGAGAACGGAGAGUUUUACGAGCUGGCCAAGCUGCUGCCUCUGCCGGCGGCCAUCACCUCCCAGCUUGACAAGGCCUCCAUCAUCCGACUGACCAGCAGCUACCUCAAGAUGAGGGCAGUCUUCCCCCACGGUCUGGGUGAUGGAUGGGGUCGGUCAACAAGGCUCAGUCCUCUGGACAGCAUGGCUAAAGAACUGGGCUCCCACCUUUUACAAACUCUGGAUGGCUUUGUGUUUGUCGUUGCCUCUGAUGGCAAAAUCAUGUACAUCUCUGAAACAGCAUCAGUCCACCUCGGCCUGUCCCAGGUGGAGCUGACAGGAAACAGCAUUUUUGAGUACAUCCACCCAUCAGACCACGAUGAGAUGACAGCAGUGCUGAGUCUUUGUCAGCCCCCACACCAUCACUUCUCCCCAGAGUAUGAAAUGGAGCGCGCCUUCUUCUUGAGGAUGAAGUGUGUUCUGGCUAAACGAAAUGCAGGACUCACAUGUGGGGGAUAUAAGGUCAUCCACUGCAGCGGUUACCUGAAAGUGCGUCAGUACAUGAUGGACAUGGCGCCGUAUGAAUCCAGUUAUCAGACUGUGGGUCUGGUGGCAGUCGGUCACUCCCUGCCCCCCAGUGGUAUCACCGAGAUCAAACUCCACAGCAACAUGUUCAUGUUCCGGGCCAGCCUGGACUUAAAACUCAUUUUCCUGGACACAAGGGUGGCAGAGCUGACAGGCUAUGAGCCUCAGGACCUGAUAGAGAAGACUCUCUACCACCACGUCCACGCCUGUGACGUUUUCCAUCUACGCUAUGCUCACCAUUUAUUACUGGUGAAGGGGCAGGUCACCACUAAGUACUACCGCAUGUUGUCAAAGCACGGAGGCUGGGUGUGGGUGCAGAGCUACGCCACCAUCGUCCACAACAGCCGCUCCUCCAGACCUCACUGUAUUGUCAGCGUGAACUACGUCCUCACUGACGUCGAGUGCAAGGAUCUUCGGUUAUCUGAAGACCAGAUUCGAGCCAAUAAGCCGGGUCUCAGUCUGACUUCAGUUCAGGACCACCGCAAACAACUCAGAACCAAAGCAGUCAAGAUGAAGACCAAACUUAGAGCAGCUCACUAUCCCGAGCAGCAGGCUGCUAGCCUCUUCCAGCCGGACCACUCGAGCUGCUCCACACAGAGGGGGCUGUGGAAGGAGAGAUCCCCGUACCCACUGACCUCCUGCAGGGAAAGGAGCUCCAGCUUGAGUCCUGAAGCAGGACAGGUGUCCUGCGGCCCCACAUACAACCUGACCCUGCACUACCCCUACAAUCACCGGCAUCUGGAUGCUCAGAGCCAGCUUCCCAGCUCAGGUCCGUCCCCCCAGCUAGCUCAGCAGAUCAUCGGCUCCCUGCACAGCAGAGGGUCUGUUGGGUGGAACAUCAACAGCCCCCCAGCAACAAAUAAGUACACAGUUCCUGUGCUGGCAGCUGACCGCAGACACCCCGAUGAGAUCUACCAUGAUUGUUCCGGCAGCACAAACCCAAAUUCUACCAGCAGGCUGAAGGAAGAACCCUACGAACAUUACACGCUUGUCCACAGCGAGCUGCCUGAGGUUUGUCUACACCCCCGUCCUCACGCUGCCAAGGACGGUAAGCGUUUUGGCCAGGAGGUCCGACAAAACACGAGAGGUGCCGAAGGACCUCGAGGUGUCCGGGCCGUCGCCUGCCCUUUGCUCAGCGGCCUGGUACCGGGUAAAGCUGAGCAGGGCGGCUCACUGCACGGCGCAGGCCAGCCUCUCCCCGUGCAGAUGGAGUUGGAGCAAAGGAGGCGGUGUAUGAUGGAGGCUCCCUACAGCCAUCCGGCCACAGCAUAUUCACAACCUGCCGAUGGCCUCCAGCAGCACGGAGCUGCUGCGGAGCUGCAGCUCCGUGCUGCUGAGGAGGACAGGAGAAUGUUGAUCGGUAUGGGGGUCGGGGUUGGACUUCCAGCCCAAGCACCGUACAUGUCUUUGAACUUUCACAAGGUCCUGGGCAAACACGGUUCCAUUAAAGCCCCCGCUUAUAGCACACUGAGACAGAUAACCGACAGCCAAUGUUACCACGGCAAAGAGACGGCCUCUUACAGCUGUAACAGCCAGAGCCCCAGCUCCGGCUCGUCACCUGAGAGCCACAGACAAAUCCCGCAUUACAUCGGCACAUCCGUCAUCAUCACGAAUGAGAGGUGACCCAGGACAG